AGUGCCUUUCUGGGACUCUGCCCUGAACCACGGUAUCAAUGUAUUUGUAGGGGUGAUCUUGUGCUUUACAAUGCUGGGGCUGGGCUGCACGGUGGAGAUCAACCACCUUGCAGAUCACAUCAAGAGACCUAUGGGAGUCCUGCUCGCUGCUAUCUCGCAGUUUGUCAUCAUGCCUCUGAUUGCCUUCCUCUUGGCUCUUAUGUUCUCUCUGAACGAAGUGGCUGCUAUCUCUGUGCUGCUCUGUGGCUGCUGCCCUGGAGGAAACCUCUCCAACAUCAUGUGUCUCCUGGUCAAUGGCGAAAUGAACCUCAGUGUGAUCAUGACUGCCUCCUCCACGCUCCUGGCUCUGCUGCUGAUGCCCGUGUGUCUGUGGCUGUACAGCAGAGCCUGGAUCAACACCCCCGUGGUCGAGCUCUUGCCCUUCGGGGCAAUAUCGCUGACGCUGUGCAGCACCUUAGUGCCCAUAGGUCUGGGAGUCUUCAUCAGAUGCAGGUACAGCAGGGCUGCAGAUCUGCUGCUGAAGGUAUCUCUGUGGUCCUUGAUGGUGACUCUCAUAAUCCUCUUCAUCCUCACUGGCUCCUUACUGGGACCUGACCUUCUGGCCACUAUCCCAGCCUCUGUGUACCUGGUGGCUGUGCUGAUGCCCUUGGCUGGAUUUGCUGCGGGGUAUGGUUUGGCCACCCUCUUCAAACUGCCUCCAAACUGCAAAAGGACAGUUUCAUUAGAAACAGGUUGUCAGAACGUCCAGCUUUGCACCGCCAUUCUCAAACUCGCCUUCCCUCCCCAGAUUAUUGGAGGCCUCUACAUGUUCCCAUUGCUCUAUGCUCUGUUCCAAGCCACUGAAGCUGGCCUCUUUGUUUUGGGAUACAAAAUCUAUAGGAGAGACGUGUUGUACAAACAGGAGCCGCUAAAUGAGGAUGAUGACACAGACAUUUCUUACAAGAAACUGAAGGAGGAAGAGGUUGUCGAUACAGCCUAUGGGGCAAUGAGUGUGAAUGAACCAAAUGCUAUCAUGCUGCAACCCACUGCAAGUCACGCACCAGUCUGAAACCAAAGCUAGAGAGAGGCAACAGCUGCCCAUCACUGACACCAAUAAACUAAUGUACUCAUUCACUAAUAUCCUCCACAUUUCAACGUGCUCUGCU
Molecule: messenger RNA, 1145 nt
Organism: Callorhinchus milii (elephant shark)
Lineage: Eukaryota; Metazoa; Chordata; Chondrichthyes; Chimaeriformes; Callorhinchidae
Gene: slc10a4
Product: solute carrier family 10 member 4
Exons: 3
Coding region: 71-1048 (325 amino acids)
Biological process (GO): bile acid and bile salt transport
Cellular component (GO): membrane
Molecular function (GO): bile acid:sodium symporter activity
Source: RefSeq, a predicted model, not a curated record